Molecule: messenger RNA, 1413 nt
Organism: Tetrahymena thermophila SB210
Lineage: Eukaryota; Ciliophora; Oligohymenophorea; Hymenostomatida; Tetrahymenidae
Exons: 1
Source: RefSeq, a predicted model, not a curated record
AUGGAAAAAAUAUUUGAAUAAUAAACUAUGUACUGUAAAGAACAUACUGGUAAUAAAAUAAGUUAUUUUAAAAUAAAUUUUUAAGGAUUGGAUAGCGAAAUCUUCAGAUGUGGGUAAUGCGCUUUGGAAGAUUCAAGCAUAAAAGAUUAUCUCAACAUAGAAAGUAUUAAUAAUAGCUAAGAUGAUUAUAUCUUUAGUAAUUGGCCACCUAUUUGUAAUUAAAAGCUUACUGAUGAACUUAAAUAACUUUUUAAAAAUUAUGUUGAUAUAGAAUAUAAAAUAGAAAGCUAAUUUAAAGAUUUAACUAAUGAAAUUCUUCAGGCGAUUGAGUUAAAAAAGAAAGAAGUUUUAAAUGUUUGCUCAAGCUUAAAAGUAGAAAAAGAAUUAAUUUCAAGAAUUUACAAUCAGAUUUCAAGCAAGGAUGAGCUAAAAAAAAUAUUAAACUCUGAUAGUUGUAUUGAAUUAUAUAAAAGCGAUUUGAUAGAAUUUCUGAAAAAAAAACAUGAAGAAAAAGAGUCAAACAAUUUAUAAUUUUAGCUUAUGAUUGAAAAAAUAAAAAGAUACUAAGACAUUCCUUAAAUCUUUAACUUUUGUUCUAUAAAAACUUAGUUUUCAUAAUAAUUAAAUAAAUUAGAUGAUUAAAUAAAAGAAUAUGACUUUUUUAGAGAAAAUAUAAAUGAAAUGUAAAAUCAAUUAGAUAUUUUAAUUAAAAAUAAAUUAAAUGAAGAAAUUUAAGAUUUUGAUUAUCAUUUUAAUUGCUUUGCUAAAGGCUUAUGGAAAAAUUCUGAGAAUUAAGAUUUUGAUAUUUUUUAAACAAUCAAAAGUACAAAUAUCUACUUUAGUAAACAAAAUUAAAUAAAAUUACUUCGUGGAAAAGAAUAAUUUGGUAGUGAUUCAAAAUCUUAGGAUAUAAAAGUUACAUAACACUCAAAUUAAAAUGUUAUAUCUGUUUACAAAAAUUAAGAAAUAGAUUUUGGAGAAAUUUAUUUUAAACAUGAGCUUAGUAAAAACAAAAAAUAUACAAUUAGAUUUAAAUUUAAUGAUGAAGGUGGAAAAUAUAUAAUUAUUGGUUUAAUUAAUAAAAAUAAUUUAAAUGGAUUGCUUAGUUUAACAAAAUAAGGGAAGAGUUUUUGUUUUUAAAGUCCUAAUCAUGGAGGAAAUAUAGUUAAAGGAGAUUAUUUUUAUACAAUAAAAAAAGGAUUUACUUUAUAGAUGAACAUAGAUAUUGAAUCAAAAUAAAUUUAAUAUUUAGAUUUUCCAUUAAAGACCUCAAUUAAUCAGUUACAAAACGAAUUUUUACUAGACUCAGAAAGUAUUUACUAUUUAACAAUUUAGUUUGGCAAACAAACUAAAUAAAUUCCUUUUGAAACAGUUAUUGAUAUAAUUCAUUUUGAAGAAAUUGAAAAAAUUUGA